CAGCCUCCCUAAGUGCUAGGAUUACAGGCGUGAGCCACCGCGCCCAGCCCUCUCUGCACUAUUGUUGAAAUGUAGCAUUUCCACUCUUCUAUGGCUAUGAAACCAUUUUGAACCUGUAUCAGAGGUACACACUUUAGGAAAAAUCAAUACAGACAAUAGUGCCUCUUGUUGUGGAUUUUGCUUUUAUCAGUGUGUUGGAAAAGGUCCUCUUUAUCCCCAAGAUUAGUUAAUGCUUCCUUAUGUUGUCAUUUAUGUAGGCUUUUUUUCCAUUUAAUGUUUUAAGCCAGUUGAAAUGUAUUUUUGCAUAUGAUGUAAAAGAGAUGCAGCUCAUUUUGUGUAUCUGUUGACUGAAAAAUGCCAAUUAUUCCCUAACCUUGCAUUAAAUGUGUUUUUGUUUUUGUUUUCAGGUAUGGAACCCUUCAGAUCAAAGCUUACCUGUAAAUUUAGUAUGUAAAACAGAUUAAUGUAGUUGAAAUGGGGAAGAAUGAGAGUUAUCCCAACCAGCCAGCACUCCGUACCCCCAUUCCCAUACUUCCCCUCAUGGGAGGCUGCAGGGAGCUCUUUGAAAACCAUUGGAAAGGGCAGCACGGUGGCUCACGCCUGUAAUCCUAGCUCUUUGGGAGGCUGAGGUGGGCAGAUCACCUGAGGUGAGGAGUUCGAAACCAGCCUAACCAACCUGGCUUAACUCUGUCUCUACUAAAAAUACAAAAAUUAGCUGGGCAUGGUGGUGGGUGCUUGUAAUCCCAACUACUUGUGAAGCUGAGGCAGCAGAAUAGCUUCAACCCAGGAGGAGGAGGUUGCAGUGAGCCAAGAUUGUGCCAUUGUACUCCAGCCUGGGCAACAGAAUGAGACUCCAUCUCAAAAAAAAAAGAAAACCAUUAGAAAAAUUCAUCCUUUCAUAAAUGACUUGAAAUGCCACCUCUGUAAUAUACUACAUUAAAAAUUUUACAUACUCCAAUUGUUUUUCUAUUUUUAUACCAAAUUAUACUUUAAGGAUCCCAAGAAGAAGAAAGUGAGAUGUUUAAUAAAUGUGUGCAUAACAAUAUGAGUUGUUUGGGGGUUUUUUGGCCUUUAAAAUUAGCAUAGAUCUUCAAAAUAAAGUGCAGCUUUGAAAAGAGCUAAAUAAAUACCUUUAAUACAGAGAAGGUUUAACUUGGUAAAACUAUGGUAGAUAAUGUGUGUCAAAAGUUUACAAUAUUCAUAUCCUUUGAUCUAGCAUCUCACUUACAGAGUUUCACCCUAAAGAAAUAAAGAGAAAUGUAUGAAAAAAAAUUUGCUAUUGUCUAUGUUAUUGAUAAAAUUGAAGAUGAUCAAUAACAGUGUGGGACUGGGUAAAUGAAUCAUGGCACAUCCCCACGAGAUGGAAUAUUCUUCAGCCACAGAAGUGAUGUUGUGGAAAGAAAAAUAUUGAGUGCUUGUGAUGAAUCUGGCACCAUACCAAGCAUCUUAAUUAUACUGCCUUAAGCCUAACAAUAUCCCUAUAUGAUAGGUAUUAUUAUUCCCAUUUAUAGGUGAGAACACAGAGAAGUUAGUUAAAGUUCAAACAGCUAGUAAGGUAGUGUUGCUGGAAUUCAACCCAUGAAUACUCUUAACCCUUAUUCAUAGCCACUGUCAUAAUAAUACAGGAAAAUACUAUUUACUGUAAGUUGUUUUAAUGCAGUUUAACUGACAUUAAACAUCAAAUGAAAGCUCCUAUAUGCAAUCCCUUCUUCCUUUCCAAAGUUCCCAUGCUUGGUAAUUUUUUAUCCUAAAAUGUAUUUAUAUAUUUUUUAAUGCUUAUGGAAGUAUUAUAUGCCUACUCUAAGAAUUCAAACUGUGCAGAAGAUUACAAAGUAGCUGCAUCUUUAGUCAUAACGACACCCUCUGUAUAUGAAAGGAUACAUUUGUAGGCUCUUUUUUGUUCGCUCAAUUCUGUAUGUUCUGGCUCUGGUAUUAUUAGCUUGUGGGCCCUGGUUUGGAAUAGAGGUGAACUAGAAAGGCAAACUGAGUGGAGUGCAGGUAUGGGUGGUUGACUUUCACCACAGAGGUGAUUAGAAAAACUGAUUCUGGAGCCAAUCCGGCUAGAUGGAGUCCCAGCUCUUUCUUACCAGCUGUUUGAACUUGGGCAACUAACAGGAGUGCUUACUGUGUGUGAUAUAUGUACAUGGUUUCCCCAUUUGGUUUUAAUGAGUUAGAUAUUUUUAUUCCCUUUUUAUGCAAAUGACAAAAUCAAAAUUCAGGGAGGUUACAUAUAGCAGUAGGAUGAAUCUUUAGACCCAUUUCUAGAACUACAGACAACAUAAAUACUGAAAGCUGCUUGGCCAGGAGAUACCAAAAUGCUCACAAAUGAGAAACGGACCUGCAUAGCCCUCACGCCCUCUAGAACCAAGGGGUAGCGUUUUAAGAUACAGGACUGGGUGGGUGCCCAAUCUGGUAUCAGAAAGCUGUGCUUUGAAAACCUGACUGCUUUUAAGUAUUUUCUAUUUUGUUCUCAUUUUGUAGGUAUUAGAAUAAUUUCUGAAUUAUCAGUCUGUCAUUUGUGCUUUGGGGAAGCAGAAAAAGCAAAAGGGGUCUUUGGCCAUCUUCUGCUGGAGAUUUCAGGGAGGAUGUGUCUGCAAGAGACCAGAUGUGCUGGGUUUCAAGUCCCAGAAGCCCAAGGGGAAAAAGAACCGCAGGGAGGAAAAGACUGUACAGAGGCUUCUGGAGUCUUCUCUGCUCUAACCUUGGAAGGUUUUGAACAAUGUUUCUCGGAGGAUGGCCUUUCACUUACUCAACUGCCCAGCAUAACUCAUCCCCAGGAGUGUUGAGUUGCAUGAUGGAAUUUGAACAUUACUUCAAGAGGUUUUAUAUUUUGGAUUAGCUAAUUGGGGUUGUCCUCUGCUGACUGUUUCUUCGGACGCAUUUUUUGGUGUGCUUUUGAGGCAUUAAAUGCAAAGAUAUCAUACCAUGGACUACAAGGAAAGCUGCCCAAGUGUAAGCAUUCCCAGCUCUGAUGAACACAGAGAGAAAAAGAAGAGGUUUACUGUUUAUAAAGUUCUAGUUUCAGUGGGAAGGAGUGAAUGGUUUGUCUUCAGGAGAUAUGCAGAGUUUGAUAAACUUUACAACACUUUAAAAAAACAGUUUCCUGCUAUGGCCCUGAAGAUUCCUGCCAAGAGAAUAUUUGGUGAUAAUUUUGAUCCAGAAUCACUUGAACCCAGGAGGUGCAGGUUGCAAAAUGCUGUUGAAGUGAUAAUAAAGUUAGUUUUUGUUUUUAGUCCAGAUGUCAGAGCAUUCCUUCAAAUGGAUAGUCCAAAACACCAGUCGGAUCCAUCUGAAGAUGAGGAUGAAAGAAGUUCUCAGAAGCUACACUCUACCUCACAGAACAUCAACUUGGGACCAUCUGGAAAUCCUCAUGCCAAACCAACCGACUUUGAUUUCUUAAAAGUUAUUGGAAAAGGAAGCUUUGGCAAGGUUCUUCUUGCAAAACGGAAACUGGAUGGAAAAUUUUAUGCUGUCAAAGUGUUACAGAAGAAAAUAGUUCUCAACAGAAAAGAGCAAAAACAUAUUAUGGCUGAACGUAAUGUGCUCUUGAAAAACGUGAAACAUCCAUUUUUGGUUGGGUUGCAUUAUUCGUUCCAAACAGCCGAAAAGCUUUAUUUUGUUCUGGACUUUGUUAAUGGAGGGGAGCUUUUUUUCCACUUGCAAAGAGAACGGUCCUUUCCUGAGCACAGAGCUAGGUUUUAUACUGCUGAAAUUGCUAGUGCAUUGGGUUACUUACACUCCAUCAAAAUAGUGUACAGAGACUUGAAACCAGAAAAUAUUCUUUUGGAUUCAGUGGGACAUGUUGUCUUAACAGAUUUUGGGCUUUGUAAAGAAGGAAUUGCUAUUUCUGACACUACUACCACAUUUUGUGGGACGCCAGAGUACCUUGCACCUGAAGUAAUUAGAAAACAGCCCUAUGACAAUACCGUGGAUUGGUGGUGCCUUGGUGCUGUGCUAUAUGAAAUGCUGUAUGGAUUGCCUCCUUUUUAUUGCCGAGACGUUGCUGAGAUGUAUGACAAUAUCCUUCACAAACCUCUAAGUUUGAGGCCAGGAGUAAGCCUUACAGCCUGGUCCAUUCUGGAAGAACUCCUAGAAAAAGACAGGCAAAAUCGACUUGGUGCCAAGGAAGACUUUCUUGAAAUUCAGAAUCAUCCUUUUUUUGAAUCACUCAGCUGGGCUGACCUUGUACAAAAGAAGAUUCCACCACCAUUUAAUCCUAAUGUGGCUGGACCAGAUGAUAUCAGAAACUUUGACACAGCAUUUACGGAAGAAACAGUUCCAUAUUCUGUGUGUGUAUCUUCUGACUAUUCUAUAGUGAAUGCCAGUGUAUUGGAGGCAGAUGAUGCAUUUGUUGGUUUCUCUUAUGCACCUCCUUCAGAAGACUUAUUUUUGUGAACAGUUUGCCAUUCAGAAACCAUGGAGCAAAAUAAGUCUAUAGAUGGGACUGAAGCUUCUAUUUGUGUGGAUAUAUUCAAAUAUGUAUAACUAGUGCCUCAUUUUUACAUGUAAUGAUGAAAAUUAUGAAAAAAUAUUUUCUGCUACAUGCAAGAAAAAUAGGGCAUUUUAAAAGAGCUGUUUUGAUUAAAAUUUAUAUUGUUUAGUAAGUUUAUUUUUAAACAAAAUUUAAAAGCUAUUAUUCUUAGCAUUAACCUAUUUUUAAAGAAAACUUUUUGCAAUUGACUGUUUUUUCCCUCUAAGUUUACACUAACAUCUACCCAAGAUAGACUGUUUUUAACAGUCAAUUUCAGUUCAGCUAACAUUUAUUAAUACCUUUGUAACUCUCUACUAUGAUUUUUGUUAUCACAUCAAAACUAUGCAAUUGGUACAUGGUUGUUUAAGAAGAAAUUGUAUUCUUCCAUGAUAAAUCACUGUUUGAAAUAUUUGGUUCGUGGUAUGAUUAAAAUGUAAAAGCAUAAUUAAUGCAUUGGCUGGUAGUUAACACUUGGAGUAACUUUAUUCUGCAGAUCAUUUAAGAAGUAACAAAGGAAAUUAUUUUUUUGAAAGACCAGUUCAACUUUGUGGAUUAUUUUUCCUCAGAAGGAUAAGAAAAAGUUUAAUCGUUUGGAAUUUUAAGUACGUAUUCCCAAAGAUCUGAAAGGUAAUAAAAUGUACUGCUGGAUUUUUUAAGGUGGUACCAAAAACGAAUAUCUCUCUGUCAUAUAUUCAUAUUACAAAUAUAUUCUAUUUAUGUUCUAUUCAUCUUUUGAAUGUUUAGUAUGCUAUUAAGUCAUUCUAAGUCUUUGUAUUUGCUUUUGCAAAUAGGUAUUUCAAAGCUCUUUUCCUAAAGGGUUAAGUAAAAUAAAAAAUUGAGCUUUCUAGAGUAUUUGCCUAAUUGGGAAUUAAAAAGUAAAAUAACAGGCCACGCAUGGUGGCUCAUGCCUAUAAUCCCAGCACCCUAGGAGGCUGGGGCAGGCAGAUUAUUUUAGCUCAGGAGUUGGAGACCAGCCUGGGCAACAUGGUGAAACCCUACCUCUACAAAAAAUACAAAAAUUAGCCAGACAUGGUGGCAGGUGUCUUUAGUCCCUGCUACUCUGGAGGCUGAAGUGGGAGGAUGGCUUGGGAGGUUGCAGUGAAUUCAAAUCGUGCCACUGCACUUCAGCCUGGGUGCCAGAGCGCGACCCUGUUAAAAAAUAAAAUAAAAUAAAAACAAAUUGUGAGUCAACAUAAAUGUAUAGAGUUUUAUUACAAUGUAACAAAAGUUAAAAAUCAGACGGAUGUGUAUUCAGUAUCCAAUUCAAUAUAUCUUAGAAAAAGUACAGGAAACACAUCUUAAAAUCGUAACCUACCAACUAACUUAUAGGCUUAUAAAAGUAAAGGAGAAUAACUGGCUGGCAUGGUGGCUCAUGCCUAUAAAAUCCCAGCACUUUGGGAGGCUGAGGCAGGAGGAUCACUUGAGCCCAGGAGUUCAAGACCAGCCUGGGCAAUAUGGUGACACCUCAUUUCUAUUUUAUUUUUUUUUAAAAAAGAGAAUUAACUACAGAAGAACUUUUAAAAAUUAAAAUAAGCUUACCUUGGCAUUCUGAUUCUUGGAUUAGAGUAGAGGUAUUUUUAAGUUAUGUGGGAAACAUUCUUGUAAAAGUUUAAUGACCCACUUUAGAUGCUGCAAGACAAGCAUCCCUUCCAUGUUUGUCUUGAGAAAGAAAUCACGAAAGCAUUUCUCACCAAUACUCUUUGGCUUAAAUAUGUUCAGAAUUGGGCAGCGGGGGUGGCAGUGUGCUUUUCUUACAUUAAUAAUAUUUAUAUCCAAUACACUGAAUCUUCCUUUAGAUGUAAGACUUUAAUAUCUACACUGUAAAUAUUUGAUUUAUUUGGCACUACUGUAAGUUUUGCUUUUACACAAAGCUCUUUGCUUAUUAUAAAGCAAAAUAAAAAUUGUAGUUUCUUGUAUGAUUAUUUUGUACUCAUUCAUUCCUCAGUUAAGCUGCCAAAAAUAAAAGUGCAAUAUUGUAUAUUUUUAAGAAAAUUUAAAAUAGAAUUUUGAUGUUUCUCAGAUCACAAGUUAUAUAAAUCUAUGUAGUAUAAUAAAAUCAAUGAAAAGAU
Molecule: messenger RNA, 6540 nt
Organism: Cebus imitator (Panamanian white-faced capuchin)
Lineage: Eukaryota; Metazoa; Chordata; Mammalia; Primates; Cebidae
Gene: SGK3
Product: serum/glucocorticoid regulated kinase family member 3
Exons: 17
Coding region: 2908-4395 (495 amino acids)
Biological process (GO): protein phosphorylation
Molecular function (GO): phosphatidylinositol binding; protein serine/threonine kinase activity; ATP binding
Source: RefSeq, a predicted model, not a curated record